AAAAAACAAUUAAUAGAGAAGGUAAAGGUGAAUUUUCUAUUCAAGUAUGGCAAUUCAAACAAACGAAUCCUCAUUUAUAUAUGGAAUUAUUUGAGAAAUAUGGUUGGACAGUAGAGAAUGAUAGUCAACAACCAAUUAUGUAUUUUAAGGGAAAAACAGGAAAUGCAUUAAAAGAUGAAAUUAGGCGAGGAUUUACAUCGUCAACUUAUGCAAAUAAAAUAAAACAGAAUUCACCUAUUCUUGGUCCAUUAGUUUACUCAACUAAAAAUAUAGAAUUUCAACGAAAACAAGUAGAUGAUUUUGUUUAUCGUUUAAAUGAUGUUGUUUUAAAAAUUAAACCAAGUAAUGAAUAUGCAAGUACACUUGGUGAUUAUUUAAAAUCAACACUUGGCAAAGCUAUAGUUCUUGAUCAUCAUGUUAAUCGACCUGCAUACGUUAAACGAGAUUUUGGGAAAGCACUUAAUAGAUUUUUUGAACAAAAUGAACAUGCAUCACGAAAUCCAUAUGACUGGAAUGACAAACAUUUUGAAUAUGAAAUGAAAAUACUUGAUGAUUAUGGGAUUAACCGGGAAAUGUCUGGGAAUGUAGCUCCAGA
This is a messenger RNA of Didymodactylos carnosus, 595 nucleotides long. The record is from the annotation of a GenBank genome assembly. NCBI's taxonomy places the organism in Eukaryota, Metazoa, Rotifera, Eurotatoria, Philodinida, Philodinidae.